AUGUCAGCAAACGAUGGUCAAACGUUGAUAGAUCUCGAGAAUGAUACUGAAACCACAAUCGUAAAAUUUCACAAUCGAUCGGUUCGACAGAUUCCCAUGUCCCCAAUGCCCGGAGCAAUGCCAAUGCCAGGAGCGAUGCCGAUUCCUGGACCCAUUCCCAUGAAUGUACCAGGGCGUCCGUAUUAUCCGCCUUAUAUGGGACAACAACAGUACAUGGGGCCACCGAUGGCUAGACCCAUUCCCAUGAUGCCAAUGAUGCCCCAGGCGGGUCCAGGUAUUCCGAUGGGAGGAGGUGUUGGUGGUAUGGGUGGGACUAGCAUUAUUGUCGAACCCCUGGUAAUCCUACCGAUGGGUAUUGGUGGAGCAACCGGGUCGGGAGUUAAUCCCAAUCAAUAUUACGGGGCAAAUGGUGCGUAUCCCAGCUACAACAACUACAAUCCCUACAACACGUACACUACAGCACGACCAAACUAUGACUAUAACAAUUAUAACAACAACAAUAAUAAUAACAACAAUAAUUACAAUAAUAAUACUGGUACUAACAACAAUUACAACGAUUACAACUCUUAUGGUUAG
Messenger RNA from Drosophila takahashii, 576 nucleotides. RefSeq lists its product as uncharacterized. NCBI's taxonomy places the organism in Eukaryota, Metazoa, Arthropoda, Insecta, Diptera, Drosophilidae. The record is from RefSeq and is a predicted model, not a curated record.